AAUAUACUUCUUGAAUAUCACGAUGGUUUUCAAAGUUAUUUGAAUUUCAUACUUUUCAAGUGCAUCCGUAACUAAAAGUUUAUCAUCUAAUGGGCGUUUUCCUUUCCUUUUUUUCUUUCCUUUUUUUCCUUUUUUUAGCAUGCACCGUCUUUUUGUUAUUUCCAUUUAAAAGUAUCCAUAUAUACAUAGUAUAAAACGGAUACUCGCACGAAGAAGUGCAUUAAGCACUUCUUAUUUUCUUGAUCGUAUUUAUUCACCACAGAGGCACAACCGUCUAUAAUGGACGACAGAAAUUUUGCGUUAUUUGCGCUCAACUCUGUUUGUGCCUAAUAUAAUCGAUAAUGUUGCAUAACUUGUCUUAAUGAUAACGUAUUUGAUAGCGCUCUGUUGAAUGAUUAUAGGAAAGAAGCGAAUUACUGAUUAUGGUAGUUUAUUCCAGUCAUUGACAGAUAUAUAGGAAAAACGAGGAGUGAUCUGCAUGAGGAGAAAGACCAUCAACAAGGGGUGAAAUUCAAACCAGGAUUGUCACCUAAGGCGCAACAAUCAGCAUCAAUAAAGCUAAAAAACGAACUGAUUAAGGCACCUCAGGUGGCACUCCUUGCGCAAACAUGUUUAAAAUAACGACAUCAAGAAGUUUAGUGAGGACAAUGAAUAAGUUAAAAAAUGGGAAGAAGGCUAAGAUACUGAUAAGUUUGGAACAACUGAUCAAGUCUAAAAGACAGGAGACUACCAACGAAAAUGUUUGUAAAUGACAGUAUCGCCACUAUUUAUGAUAACAAAGUUGACUUGUAAUUAGUUAUUUUGUUAACAAGAGAAAAGGAAGGACAUGUUGUCUCAUUUAUUGCAUUUGUCCAAGUCUUACAUGUGUGUUGCGUAAAAAAUGCAAUGAUAAGUUUUAAAAAAGAAACAAUACAAGCUUUUUUGAGAAAUUUAAAGGAUCCAAUGUAUUAUCUAAAUAAUAGCAUAAGUUUUUAUAUUAUUAUAUUAUAUUUAUUUUCAGAUUAGUUAAUUCAAUUUAGUCUACUUCAGCAUACGUCGUUCGUCCAUAUUUCCUGCCAUGCCUACAAGGUGAGAUAUUGUGUGUUUUUGUUUUCAUCCUUUGGUUGCUAGCUAAGUGAGAAAGUCUCUCUCUACUUCUUUCCAAGUUGCGUUUUCUUAACAUAGUUUUAGUCAUCUUUUUUUUUUGUGUAAAAUAUUGAGUGUCAUUUUUUUUAUUGUUUUUAUUUUUGUUUUUUACGGGUUUCACACAAUCGCCGUGUGAAAACUCGUUUUUAUUAAAAACAUGGAUGAGAAGCGGAAUUCACAUUUCAGGUCUAUUAUAUCCACGAAUUAUAUGCUGCAAUUGGACCAAUAUUGAACUGUCACAAACAAUCUACAAAUCAAUUAGCAAAAAAUAGUACGUAUUUUUUGUAUAAAUUGUCUGUUGUGAGAAGUAACUUAGUACCGUUCAUAGAUACUUCACUUUACUAAUCGUAGCUAAAGUCCUUUAUUCUUUUUCGAAGAAAAUUAAUUAAACAAAUUUUAAAAAGAGAAAGUUGAUCCGUUCCAGUGGGUGCUGAAGCUAGAACUUAUGAGGUUUUAUUUAUGCGGUCAACUAUUGUUAAGUUUACUUACGCUUUUACAAUAAGAAUUUGUUUAAUUUAGGCUAUGGCCGGUAUUGGGGGUGGUGGUCCAAAUAAUUCAGGCCCAUUGAAACCACAAGAAUCAAAAAUUAUUCGCUAUACACCAAUUGAUGUUAAAGAUCCAACGGACGCUUUAUUAGAAGCAUGUUAUCAAGCAAUUCAACAGUUAUCAUCUUCUCAAAAUCGUUUUUCACUUGAUUCAAAUACACUAUUUCAAAUAUCUCAAACAAAUAAAAAAUCCAAAAUGGAUAUAUCUCAUGGUUUACUCUAUGGUAUCUUGACCGAUACAACGACAGGUGGCAAUGGUGGUGGUGUACUAUGUUCAAAACAUUUUCAUGAUCUUCUAUUAUUAAAUGGGACAAAUUUUUCUUACAUAAUAGGCACACUUGAAACAUUAAUAAGUAAAAAUUGGAAACGAUUUUAUGAUAAUAUUCGUCAACAAUUGUACUGGUUUCUAAAAGAAACAAUAUCAAGUAAUAUCGAUGGGAUUGAUCGAUUAUACUACGUUUAUUUGAGAAACAUAAAUCCAUAUGAAUCAAGACAAGAACGAUGUUUAGAAUUAUGUGAAAAAUUAAUUGAAUUGUUGUUAGUCUAUCCAUUAUUUUUAAAAUCCUAUCCUGAAAUGUUAUUGUUGACAAUUUAUACUUAUCUAUGUGUGAUUCCUGCUCAUUCACAAUUUCAUUCUAAAUUACGUCAACGUGAAAUUGAUUUCAUUCUUAGUCUUCUGCGUGAUCAUUCAUCAUCACGUUGGGAUUGCAUUGGACGGGAUCUCUUUCGUCUAUUUGCUCAAAUCUCCCAUAUAAAAGAUAUUGAUUUAUAUUUGAAACAUUUAUCUACAACAACAUCUCAACAAUCACCUGAUUUUUUACAAAAGAUUUUACAACAACAAACUGAACCAAAAUUUUUAGCACUACCAUUAACUUUUGACUUAGAAAAAAAAUUACGUUUUCUAUUAGAAAAUUGUCGUCAAGGUUAUGAAAAAUAUUAUUUUGAAUGGUUUCAGCAACAAUUUUUAAAUUUUAAACAACAGCCAGAAACAAUUUAUCUUUGCUCACACAUUAUACGAUGGCAGUUUAUAUGGUGGAUGUUAACACAAUUAUCCGCUUAUUUAAACACGGUACAAGUUACAGCAAUGGCAUCAAAUCAAAUUGGAGUAACACAAGGUACAACAUCCAGUACAAAUACGAGCAAUCAUUUAAUAAUAACGCUUAACGAACAACUCAUUCAGUGUAAAUUAGCCAUUUAUUAUGAUUGGUUGUUUUAUGAUCAAUCGCAACAGUUACUGGAACAUGAAUUGUUAUUUAAUUCUAUAGAACCUGGAUAUCAAUUGCUCAUUAGAUCUCAUUACACGAAACCAAUACUAUUGUUUAUUCUACAUUUAUCUGAAAAUUAUAUAUCGAAUUUAAAAUAUCAUAUACAACAGAAUAUUAAACGUUUAUUUAAUGAUUUUUUACAUAAACAUUGGCUCAAUUCAUUUCAGCAAUUACUCCAGUAUUUUGCAAAUGAUAGAGAUUUAUCACAUCGACUACAAAUGACAUUAUUUGUAUUACCACAACAACAACAACAGCAAAUUCAACAAAUUAUGUUAAGUGGUAUCCCAGUUAAUGAGGAAUCUGUGAUGAAUGAUGAUAUUUCACCAAAUGCCAUGAUGCCACCUCGUAGUGAGCAUGAAAAGAAUGAAGAAGAUAACGAUGUCAUGAUGUUACAACCUGUCCGUAGUCCCACAGCCGGUCGAUUUAGUGAUGAUGAUGAAGAUGAAGACAGCAGCAAUAGUAAUACUAAAAUUUCAAAAACUAACGACGAAUAUGAUGACGAUGAUGAUACAAAUGAUGACAUGAUUAUUGAUCCUUCAUCAACUAUAGAAAAUGAGCGUGGAUUAUACUCCAUAAGUUUAACUCGUGAUACCUUUCCAUUUCAGCAAUUUCGUUUAACAUUUAUCACGGAAAAAUGUGUUCAUUUGGCUACAACUUAUUUGCAUGCACCUAGUAUUCGAAUGAAAUGUUCUCUCAUUGAACAAUUGUAUAAUGAGAUUGUGACAUCAGAUGGUAAAAUGUUUCAGUUAGGCGUGAGGACCAUAGAAAAGAAUAAUGGAGGAAUACAGCAAGAAAAUUCGAUAUCUUAUUCAAUGAUUAAAUAUGAUAAAUAUAGUGAUAAAUUUCAAACAAAAUUAUUAAGUUUAUUCCAAGAGAAACUUAUUGUGAAUGGUCUCAUGUGUUUAUAUUUAUUACGAGCGUUUUUCGUCAAUCGUCUUCUACCAAAUAAAACUCAGCUGCAAACAUCAGCAACAGUUUUAAGUAAAGAAAAUAAUCUAACCUAUUCACCCAAAAAAUUGCAACGUACAUUGAAAACUUCACCUGUCUAUGUUUUAUUUCAAUUAAUAUUAACGAAUGAUGAUCAAAAACAAGAGUAUUUUAUACGUUUAUUACAAGCAAUGUACUAUUUUCAAUCAGAAAUAGCCUAUUAUUUUCUUUAUUAUCUUGCUGUUGAACAACACGCAAAACCAAUAGAAGAUUUGGCAAAAAUCUAUGAAAAAUUUUCGUAUGAUAUUAUUAAACUGAAUUGUAAUCAGAGAAAAGCAGAUGCAUUGACGACACGCGACAAUAAUCGUCAGCCAAUGCGUCCAUUAACUAUUGAACAAGAAAAUACAAAUAAUUUUGUCGAUUUUUUAUAUGAAACCCUUGUUUUGUGUGAGCAAGACGAUACGGAAACAUUUCUGUUCAUUUUCUCCUAUGUCUUUCGUUUAUAUUCGAAAAAGCUUUAUAAUAAUAUCAAAUUAAUUCGUUUAUUUAUUCAAACAAUCAAUGAAUCAGAACACAAAAAUUUUCUCUAUCAAAUUUUAACGCGACGUUUACAAUUAUUUCACGCAUCCAAGUUGUAUAUGCUUAUUGAUCAGACGCUUUUGUUUACAUCUCAAGAGCAACAAUAUUUUUGGGAUUUAUUAUCGGCACAUGAUUUCAUUCAAAAUGACUAUGAACAAUUGUUUACAAAUAUUAUCGAACAUUUACAAAAAUUUUCAGUAUUAUCAAUAACUACAAAUCAACGUUAUGAAAAGUCACCAAAUUUUAUUAAACAUCGAAAUACAAUUGCACUAAAUAAUGUUCUAGACAUAUUAAAAAAUAAAGAGCCAACAUAUGGUUUAGUAUGUUCUCUAUUAGCUCAUGAAUUAACACAAGAAUUUUCAUUUAAAUUAUGGACAAUAUGGAAUAAACAACAUAAGCAAAAAUUGUGGAUACAUCUAGAUCGAAUUAUAACGAAAUGGUUGCAACGUGAACAUGAUUCAACAACACAACAACAACAUACGAAAAAAAUUGAUUAUAAAAUUGGUUUAAUGAAAAUGGCUGCUGAAAACGGUCUUACGUACAUACUAGAACAUUUAACUAUUUUACUAGAACAACUACAACAAGAGACUAAUAAUCAAAUUCAAUCAACAGCAUCCGAUGCUGAUAAUGACGAUGAUAUGGAUUGUUUAACAAUCGAUGAUACAACAACACAAAAUAAACUGAGUGGUGAUUUAAUUAUUCCCAUGUCAAAAACAACGGGAAAAAAUCUCGUUAUGUGUAUUAAGAAACAUGAAGAAAUAGUAGAAAAGAAUAAAGAAUUCGUUGAUAAGUUAGAACAGGCAAAAUUUGCUCCUACUGUUAUACAACCACCACCACCUUCAAUAACUUCAACAAAAGAGACAACAAUAACAUCAACAACAAAUGUUAUUCGCAAUUCAAAAUAUGAACUGACUCGUCCUACUUCGUCGCAUACUAGUCAUUUUUUUCUUAUGAAACGAUCAUCAAGUUCAACAUCGACAAAAAGCAGUUCACCGUCUCAUCGAAAUGGUAGUAGUCGUGAAAAAAAACGUCGGAGAAAAGAAGAAAGUAAAGACAAAAAACGACAUGAAUCAUCGAAAAAACAUUCAAAAAAUUCUUCGGCAAAAGCAAGUCGUUCACAUCGUUCACGAUCAAAGUCACGUUCAGGAGAAACACCAACUUCAAAAGACAAAAAAGUCUCUACAACACCGAUAGUAGGCCCAAGUUUACAAUUGCCUACCAGCGGACCAAUUGAUAAGGAAGCUGAACAAAAACGUCUCGAAGAUGAAAUGCAAAAACGAAAAGAACGUGUCGAAAAGUGGCGUGCAGAGAGAAAACGAGCAAUUGAAUCAAGCAGAGACCCACAAACACCUGUACAAAUAACGGGCAAAGCUUGGUCGUUAGAAGAUGAUGCGGAUGAUGAUGAAUUACAAAAUACUAGUAAAAAUUUUUCUUCUGAUUUAAAACGUGAAAUAGCUGCAGCACGAGAAAGUAUCAUAGCCACACAAAGUGGCAAACAAAAGGCAAAAGAAGAUGCUGCUUUUGCUGCUCAACAAGCAUCCGUUACUACAUUACCAACAAAUGUCGAAGACGACGAAGAUGAUCCAUUAGAUAAAUUUAUGGAAAAUAUAUCAUCAGAAGUAAAAACAUUGCGUAAAAAGACUUAUCGUAUGUUACCACCAUUAGUUCCCGCUGGAACAAACAUAAAGAAAGAAGAGGAAACAGUUGUGAAACAUGUUAAACCAUUGAAUACAACAACAUCCGUGGUUACUGUUAUUAAGAAAAAAGUGAAACAAAACGAUGAAAUUGUAAUAAAAGUCGAACCAGAGGAAGAAUCAUCGUCACCGUCAACAAAUGGAUUUUCUUCUAUAGUGAAAACCGAAUACGAACAAAAACCACUCUCGAUAUCAAAAGUAACGUUGAAAAGUGGUAUAGCUAAACAUGGUAAAGAUAAAGGAUUGAUUAUGGAACAAGAUAUUGAUGGUCUGGAGUAUUCGUCGGAGGACGAAAAACCGGAUGAAUUUGAUGAUAUGAUGACGACUAAAAAAUCUAAAGCAGAUAUGAUCAUUACAGAUCAUUCAAAAAUCUAUUAUCGUCCAUAUCGAAAAGAUUUCUAUACGGAAGUACCAGAAAUUACACGAAUGACAAAUGAAGAGGUGGCAGCCUAUCGUGAAGAAUUGGAUGGUAUUAAAGUAACGGGUAAAAGAUGUCCGAAACCAAUUAAAACUUGGUCACAAUGUAUAACAUCGAAUAAAAUUUUAAGUACUCUAAAAAAAUUUGAGUACGAAAAACCAACACCAAUUCAAGCUCAAGCAUUACCAGUUAUAUUUUCUGGACGGGAUAUGAUUGGCAUAGCUAAAACCGGUAGUGGAAAAACACUAGCAUUUUUACUACCAAUAUUUCGUCAUAUUAAAGCACAACCACCACUAGAUCCAGAUGACGGACCCAUAGCAAUCAUAAUGACUCCUACUCGUGAACUAUCGCUACAAACAACAAAAGAAUGUAAAAAAUUUUCUAAACUGCUUGAUAUACGUUGCGUUGCCGUUUAUGGUGGCACUGGAAUUUCAGAGCAAAUUGCCGAAUUAAAACGUGGUGCUGAAAUCAUUGUAUGUACACCAGGAAGAAUGAUUGAUAUGUUAGCAGCAAAUGGCGGUAAAGUGACAAAUUUAAGACGUGUUACCUAUGUUGUUUUGGACGAAGCUGAUCGAAUGUUUGACUUGGGUUUUGAACCUCAGGUCAACAAAAUUCUUGAUAAUAUUCGUCCGGAUAGGCAAACAGUGAUGUUUUCUGCUACAUUUCCAAAACAAAUGGAAGCAUUAGCACGAAAAGCGUUGAAUAAACCGAUUGAAGUUGCUGUGGGUGGUCGUAGUGUAGUCUGCAAAGAUGUUGAACAACAUGUGGAAAUGUUAGAAGAUGAUGAAAAAUAUUUAAAAUUACUGGAAUUAUUGGGUAUCUAUCAAGAACAGGGGAGUGUUAUUGUAUUUGUUGACAAACAAGAACAUGCGGAUGAAUUAAUGAAAAAUUUAUUAAAAAAUUCAUACCCUUGUAUGUCAUUACAUGGGGGGAUUGAUCAAUAUGAUCGUGAUAGUACUAUGGUGGAUUUUAAAAGUGGUGAUAUACGUUUGAUGAUUGCGACAAGUGUAGCAGCACGUGGUUUAGAUGUGAAAGAUUUAAUAUUAGUUGUAAAUUAUGAUUGUCCAAAUCAUUAUGAAGAUUAUGUUCAUCGAUGUGGAAGAACGGGACGCGCAGGAAAUAAAGGUUAUGCGUUUACAUUUAUAACACCGGAACAAGAACGUUAUGCUGGUGAUAUUGUUCGUGCGCUCGAGUUAUCUAAUACCGAGGUUCCUGAAGCAUUAAAACUACUCUGGGAGGGUUAUAUAGCAAAAAUGGAAGCGGUUAGUAAAAAAGUGAAAAGUGGCGGAGGAUUUAGUGGUAAAGGAUAUAAAUUUGAUUCAUCUGAAGAACAAAUGACAGAUGAAAGACGAAAAGUACAAAUAGUGAUGAUGGGCAUACAUGAUUCAGAUGAAGAAGAGGAAAGCGUAGAUAUUGAUCAACAAAUUGAUUCAUUAUUCAAAAGUAAACGUCGUAUAAAAGAUAAAACAGAAAUCCCUGUCACACAACCUGGCACAGGAGCUGGAGCGGGUUCGAGCUCGCCUGCAUCCACCACCGCGUCAGGUACAGCAUCGACGACCGCAACUCCUGCAGUGACAACUGCCGCUGAAGCAGCAGCCAAAUUAGAAUUAGCAAAAAAAUAUGCAUCCCGUAUUAAUUUUAAUAAAUCGGAAUCACGCGAUACUGUUCAACUAGCAACAACGUCGUUAUUUCAAGGUGGUACAUUGAAUCAAUCAUUUUCGAGUCGUGUUGUGGCCGAGCAAAUUGCCGGACAGUUAAAUAUACGUUUGAACUAUCAGAAACCGGAAACAGAAGAACUGGUAAAAGAAGAUGCAUUCAAAGUAUUUGAAGAAGAAUUAGAAAUCAAUGAUUUUCCACAAAAUGCAAGAUGGAAAGUAACAUCAAAAGAAACUUGUGCUCAUGUCUCAGAAUAUGCUGAUGUUGGCAUGACAGUACGUGGACAAUAUUAUCCAAAUGGAAAAGAUCCUAUUCCAGGCGAUAGGAAGUUAUAUUUGGCACUAGAAUCAUUAACAGAACGUGGCUUACAAUUAGCCAAAACUGAAAUAGCUCGAUUAAUCAAAGAAGAAAUGAUGAAAAUGCAAAAUCCAGCCAUGCAAUUGGUCAAUCGUGGUCGUUAUAAAGUUAUCUAA
This is a messenger RNA of Didymodactylos carnosus, 8682 nucleotides long. NCBI's taxonomy places the organism in Eukaryota, Metazoa, Rotifera, Eurotatoria, Philodinida, Philodinidae. The record is from the annotation of a GenBank genome assembly.